Arvicola amphibius (Eurasian water vole) is the source of this 2896-nucleotide messenger RNA. RefSeq names its product deoxycytidine kinase (gene Dck). The record is from RefSeq and is a predicted model, not a curated record. Gene Ontology annotation, cellular component: cytoplasm; mitochondrion. Gene Ontology annotation, biological process: nucleobase-containing compound metabolic process. Gene Ontology annotation, molecular function: ATP binding; deoxycytidine kinase activity. Lineage: Eukaryota; Metazoa; Chordata; Mammalia; Rodentia; Cricetidae. The transcript has 7 exons. Bases 144 to 926 code for a protein of 260 amino acids.
UCCACGGGCCCGCCCAGCCUCCCGCGCCGCGGCGCGCCAAAGUCAAAGUGCGGGUCCCGCCGGCGCGAGUGUGACGCUGCCUCCCGAGCUCCCAGCACCGCCGCGCUACUGCAGGUCCCGAGCCCGAGCCGUCGCGAGCAGGCAUGGCCACCCCGCCUAAGAGGUUCUGCCCUUCUCCCUCCGCCAGCUCCGAGGGGACACGCAUCAAGAAGAUCUCCAUCGAGGGGAACAUCGCUGCUGGGAAGUCCACGUUCGUGAACAUCCUGAAGCAAGUCUGUGAGGACUGGGAAGUGGUCCCUGAACCUGUUGCCCGGUGGUGCAACGUUCAGAACACGCAAGAUGAGUUUGAGGAAUUGACAACGUCUCAGAAAAGUGGUGGGAAUGUUCUUCAGAUGAUGUAUGAGAAACCUGAACGGUGGUCUUUUACCUUCCAAUCCUAUGCCUGUCUCAGCCGGAUCCGAGCUCAACUUGCCUCCCUCAAUGGCAAGCUCAAAGAUGCAGAGAAACCCGUAUUAUUUUUUGAGCGAUCUGUGUAUAGUGACAGGUAUAUUUUCGCAUCUAAUUUGUAUGAAUCUGACUGCAUGAAUGAAACAGAGUGGACAAUAUAUCAGGACUGGCAUGACUGGAUGAAUAGCCAGUUUGGGCAAAGUCUUGAGCUGGAUGGAAUCAUUUAUCUUCGAGCUACUCCAGAGAAAUGCUUAAGUAGAAUAUUUUUACGGGGAAGAAACGAAGAGCAAGGCAUUCCUCUCGAAUACUUAGAGAAACUCCACUAUAAACACGAGAGCUGGCUCCUUCACCGGACUCUGAAAACCAACUUUGAUUAUCUUCAUGAGGUGCCUAUCCUCACACUGGAUGUCAAUGAAGACUUUAAAGACAAGCAUGAAAGCCUGGUUGAGAAGGUGAAAGAGUUUUUGAGUACUUUGUGAUUGAACGGAAGACUGCAGGCAACAGAAUGUCUCCAGAAGCUUCUGUCUGCGUGUCCUCGUAGCUUGAUUUCAUGCGAAGGUCUUCAGAGGAGUCACGUUUUUAAACCAGUUUCGUUUUAAGGAGAACAACCUUUUCUUUGUAUACCUAUUUUAUUUAAUAUUCAGAAUCCCCGGUAAAACGUUGUGUCCCUCCUUUACUCCCUUUCUUCCUUGACUUCCCUCCCUCAGUUUUGAAUCAGGUGUUCUCUCAAACACAGGAAGUGUGGAGGUAGAUGUCCCCAGAAUCAGUGACAUGAGUGGGCCACUGUUAGGAAAGGCCCAGCCGUCUUCCUUCUCGGUUGUUGUCCUGAGCAGGUUUUCCUUGUUGUCUCACUCCGUUAGUAUUACAUAUAGAGGGCGUACGUAUUUGUAAGUUAGCAUAGCUAUUACAAGCUGAAAGGCAUAGUUUGGGGAAUCCCUAUAAUAGGGAUUUGUUUGAAGUGUGUUUGUUUUUCAUCUUGUUCCCUUUGGUGGUGCUGGACAUUGAGCACAGGGUCUCAUGCUGGGGAACCUUUCUACAGUGAAGUUUCUCAGCCCUGAGUGUUGUUUUUAUCAAGUACCUCUCCCUUCACCCCACUUAAAGUUGACCAUGUGAUCAUCACCUCAUUGAUGUUUAUUCAUGUGUCUGUGGUGCAUUUGUAGAGAAAGAGGUUAAAUUCUGUUCCCAGUGUGGUAAUGGUGUAAUUACUUUAUAAAUCAUUUAAUCUUUACAUGUUUCUUCAUCUGCGAUGAGUACUUGUUUCUUUUUUUUUUUUUUUUGUGAAAGUAAAUUUUAGAGAAUGGAAGAAUAUUUAAAAGGUGGCUAAGACAUUUAUUACAUGAGUAUAAAACUUCAUUAAAUUAGCUACUGCUUUUCCUGGAUUACUAUAGUUUAAAUGCUUGUUUAAAUUAUGUUUUGCUUUUGUUUUCUUGGUUUUUUGUUUGUUUGUUUGUUUGUUUUUUGACACAAAGUCUCUUUACAGCUCUGGCUAACCUGGAAUUCAGUGUAAAGACCGGGCUAGCCUUGAACUCAAAAGAGCUCCACCCACCUCUGUCUCCGUUCAUUGUUGUCCCCCCCCAGAGCUGGCUCUGAUUUUCUUGAAAUCACUUGAGAUACAAGAAUAGGUUUUCCUCUGUUUCUUUCCGUUUUUAUGUAAAAUGAUGAUAGAAUAUAAUGACAAGUUUUGCAUUGGCCCUGUAUUGAAUUAGUCUCUCUGCCUUUAUACAUGGUAAGACACAGAGGUUGAUGGUGGAGCACUUCAGCUCUUCUGUCUGCUUGUGCCAGGCCAUCUAAGAUGGAAGGCACACACUUCUGCUGGGAGACUGUUGUGAUCACAACUUCACUUCAUAGUUUGCUUUGUAGAGUUUUUCUAAAAUUUCUUAUACUUACAGAGAAAUAGUUGAUAAAACAAUUUUGCUUUAUAUAUAGUGUAUCAUGGAAAUGUUAGUUUUUUUGUUGAACUAGGAAAUAACUUUAACAAAUUCCCAAAGGCUUUAAGUUCCUGUCAACAAUGCAUGUAUCUCUAAACCUCUUUGAUGUUUAGCUGGGAACAUCCUGUGUAUAAUUAAAGAAGUAUUUUUAUUGUUUUUUUUCCAGUGUAGUCUUUUAAGUUAAGUUCUGCGUUAUUUUUACCAGGUAAUUAGCCUUUCUACUUCACAUUAGGAAAAACGUAUAAUUUCUUGAAAUGAAGAAUUGCAUUUAUUUUGAAGCUAUAAUUUUCCUUUGUAAAAAUGUUACCUUUUAUUUUUGGUUUCUUAUUCAAAGAUGAUAAUUUAGUGGGUUAACAAGUACAGUAGCACUGAUCUUUGCAAAGCGGAUUCAACUUUAAAUCUGUAAUAACAAAAAAUAAAUUGUCUUGUGAUGAUAUAUCUGACCUUUUUCUUGUUUGAUAUAAAUAAGUUUGGCACCUUAAAUGCUUGUUAAUAAAUACAUUUAAAUUUUUUGAACUAUA